Molecule: messenger RNA, 1206 nt
Organism: Striga asiatica
Lineage: Eukaryota; Viridiplantae; Streptophyta; Magnoliopsida; Lamiales; Orobanchaceae
Source: the annotation of a GenBank genome assembly
CAUGCCCUUAGGGGCUGCCGAUCAUCAAAAUAACUUAUCCGUUUGCAGUUUAUAAAAUCCAAUUUGAAUCUAAUAUCUGUAUGUACCAAUCGGCAGCGAGGCGUUUGCUACCGGCGUUACGCCGGCGAACUGGUCACCCUCCGAACCAGGCAUCGACGGUUCCUUUCUCAGCCCCAGUGAUAAACAGGGCGGCGUUCUCCACGGCUGCUACCUCCGAAAAUACUCAGCAUCCCAACCCUAAUAAUUUCGAUUUUUCCUACCAAUCAUCAUCGAAUGAAGGUGGAAAUCCCAGACUGGAAGACCGCCCUAAAGCUCAGUGGCAGGAAGAGCAGGCGCGCGUCCUUCACGCCUCUCUCCGCCACGUGAAUACAUCAGGAUGGAGUGAUGCAGCCAUGAUUGCUGGAGCAAGGGAUGUUAUGGUCUCUCCUUCUAUCGUGGGGUCUUUUCCUCGGAAAGAGGCUGCUCUGGUAGAGUAUUUCAUGGAUGAUUGUCUGAAAAGGUUAAUUGACAUAGUUGAUUCGCGAGAGGACUUGAAAAACUUACUCCCCAGCAACCGUGUGGCCAAGCUUGUUCGAAUCCGAUUAGAAAUGCAGGCUCCCUACAUAUCAAAGUGGGCUCACGCACUCAGCAUACAGGCACAACCUCCAAAUAUUGCCACAAGCUUCAAGCAGAGAGCUAUGCUUGUUGAUGAGAUUUGGGAUGCUGCUGGUGAUGAGUCCACUGAUAUGGAUUGGUAUGUGAAGCGCACAGUCCUUGGUGGAAUAUACUCUACUGCUGAGUUGUACAUGCUGUCCGAUAAUACCCCAGACUUUCGGGAUACAUGGGCAUUCUUGGAUGGACGGGUUAAAGAAGCAUUUGAUUUGAAAAAGACAGUUCAAGAGGCAAAGUAUUUGGUUGAAGCUGUGGGAGCUGGUACGGGAGGUUCUGUGGAAGGAUUUUUCAAGAGUUUUCUCAAGCGAUGAAUAUUUUGUAAUGAUUACGUCCUGGAAAUUUUAUUGCUUUGCUCUACUUGUCCUGGAAAUGUACUGUGUACCAAUAUGAAUAUGUCGAGCUGCUGCAAAGAAUUUUCUCACAGAUCUGGAAGUAAACAAAACCUAUUAAGUAUUUUGCUCGAGAUCAUAGAAUUAAGUAAACAAAACCUAUUAAGGGGGCGAUUGGAUAUUGUUUCAACAAUAAAAAAAAUCAAUCAAAACUCAAAUUUAACUC